Saimiri boliviensis boliviensis (Bolivian squirrel monkey) is the source of this 2559-nucleotide messenger RNA. RefSeq names its product thimet oligopeptidase 1 (gene THOP1). NCBI's taxonomy places the organism in Eukaryota, Metazoa, Chordata, Mammalia, Primates, Cebidae. Gene Ontology annotation, biological process: proteolysis; peptide metabolic process. The record is from RefSeq and is a predicted model, not a curated record. Gene Ontology annotation, molecular function: metalloendopeptidase activity. Gene Ontology annotation, cellular component: mitochondrial intermembrane space.
CGCCUGUCCCGCUCCAAGUGCACGCGCCGCCCCGGCAUGCAUCUGGCGCGCGGGCGGUGGGCGCCUGGGUGUUCGGGCCGCGGUGGCGGCGGUUGGGCCGAGGGAGGCGGCCGCGCGGCCGAGGUGACUGGACGCAUAGCCGGUGGAAAGAGGAAGGGGACCGCAGGCGCAGACCCGCCCGCAAUGAAGCCCCCCGCAGCGUGUGCGGGAGACAUGGCAGACGCGCCAUCUCCGUGCUCCGUGGGGAACUACCUUCGAUGGGAUCUGAGCGCCCAGCAGAUAGAGGAGCGUGCCCGGGAGCUCAUUGAGCAGACCAAGCGCGUGUAUGACCAGGUGGGCGCCCAGGCAUUCGAGGACGUAUCCUACGAGAGCACGCUCAAGGCACUGGCCGACGUGGAGGUCACCUACACAGUUCAGAGGAAUAGCCUUGACUUCCCCCAGCACGUUUCUCCCUCAAAGGACAUCCGCACGGCCAGCACGGAGGCUGACAAGAAGCUCUCCGAGUUCGAUGUGGAGAUGAGCAUGAGGGAAGACGUGUACCAGAGGAUUGUGUGGCUCCAGGAGAAAGUUCAGAAGGACUCUCUGAGGCCUGAGGCUGCGCGGUACCUGGAGCGGCUGAUCAAGCUGGGCCGGAGGAAUGGGCUUCACCUCCCCAGAGAGACUCAGGAAAAAAUCAAAAGCAUCAAGAAGAAGCUGAGCCUCCUGUGCAUCGACUUCAACAAGAACCUGAACGAGGACACGACCUUCCUGCCCUUCACGGUGGAGGAGCUGGGAGGGCUCCCUGAGGACUUUCUCAACUCCCUGGAGAAGACAGAGGACGGCAAGUUGAAGGUCACCCUCAAGUACCCCCAUUACUUCCCCCUCCUGAAGAAAUGCCACGUGCCAGAGACCAGGAGGAAAGUGGAGGAGGCCUUCAACUGCCGGUGUAAGGAGGAGAACUGUGCCAUCCUUAAGGAGCUGGUGACGCUGCGGGCCCAGAAGUCCCGCCUGCUGGGGUUCUGCACACACGCCGACUAUGUCCUGGAGAUGAACAUGGCCAAGACCAGCCAGACCGUGGCCACCUUCCUAGAUGAGCUGGCGCAGAAGCUGAAGCCCCUGGGAGAGCAGGAGCGCGAGGUGAUUCUGGAGCUGAAGCGUGCCGAGUGUGAGCGCCGGGGCCUGACCUUCGACGGGCGCAUCCAUGCCUGGGACAUGCGCUACUACAUGAACCAGGUGGAGGAGACGCGCUACCGCGUGGACCAGAACCUGCUCAAGGAGUACUUCCCGGUGCAGGUGGUCACGCAGGGGCUGCUGGGCAUCUACCAGGAGCUGCUGGGGCUGGCCUUCCACCAGGAGGAGGGCGCCAGCGCCUGGCACGAGGACGUGCGGCUCUACACGGCCAGGGACGCAGCCUCGGGGGAAGUGGUCGGCAAGUUCUACCUGGACCUGUACCCGCGGGAAGGGAAGUACGGGCACGCGGCCUGCUUUGGCCUGCAGCCUGGCUGCCUGCGGCAGGACGGGAGCCGCCAGAUCGCCAUCGCGGCCAUGGUGGCCAACUUCACCAAGCCCACGCCCGACACGCCCUCGCUGCUGCAGCACGACGAGGUGGAGACCUACUUCCACGAGUUCGGGCACGUGAUGCACCAGCUCUGCUCCCAGGCGGAGUUUGCCAUGUUCAGCGGUACCCACGUGGAGCGGGACUUUGUGGAAGCGCCGUCGCAGAUGCUGGAGAACUGGGUGUGGGAGAAGGAGCCGCUGCUGCGGAUGUCCCGGCACUACCACACGGGCAGCGCGGUGCCCCAGGAGCUCCUGGAGAAGCUCAUCGAGUCCCGGCAGGCCAACACAGGCCUCUUCAACCUGCGCCAGAUCGUCCUUGCCAAGGUGGACCAGGCCCUGCACACUCAGACGGACGCAGACCCCGCGGAGGAGUACGCACGGCUCUGCCAGGAGAUCCUCGGGGUCCCGGCCACGCCAGGAACCAACAUGCCGGCCACUUUCGGCCACCUGGCAGGCGGCUACGACGCCCAGUACUACGGAUACCUGUGGAGCGAGGUGUACUCCAUGGACAUGUUCCACACACGCUUUAAGCAGGAGGGCGUCCUGAACAGCAAGGUCGGCAUGGACUACAGAAGCUGCAUCCUGAGGCCCGGCGGCUCCGAGGAUGCCAGCGCCAUGCUAAAGCACUUCCUGGGCCGUGACCCCAAGCAGGAUGCCUUCCUCCUGAGCAAGGGGCUGCAGGUGGGGGACUGUGAGCCGCAGGCCUGCUGAGCCCAUGCUGCGGCUGCCCAGUCUAGCCCGAGCUCCCGCCGACCUGGUGCCUUAGCCCCAGCCCAAGAUGGGGCAGGCUCUGGCACAGCGCCUGGGGCUGGCAGGGCAGCUGAGCGGCUGUCUCCUGCCCCUUGUCAUUGUCUGUCCCCGCCCAGUGGCCCACCCAGCUAGAGACGGGGUCCUCGAGGCGUCUGGAGGCCUCUUGUGGCUGCCAGGGCCUCAUCUUUGUUGCACUAACAUGUCCCCUUCCUGGGAAACGUUCCUGGUCAGGAGAUGGCUCUUCUUUGAAAUGAGUUCAUUAAAAAAGAAACA